This is a messenger RNA of Debaryomyces hansenii CBS767, 813 nucleotides long. Its product is annotated as DEHA2B13486p. NCBI's taxonomy places the organism in Eukaryota, Fungi, Ascomycota, Pichiomycetes, Serinales, Debaryomycetaceae. The coding region runs from base 1 to 813 and encodes 270 amino acids. The transcript has a single exon. The record is from RefSeq and is a predicted model, not a curated record.
AUGAGGCUGUCAAUUCUAUCAAUCCUUUUAACUGUGGCUACAUCAGUUAACUCCAAAAUAGUAGAUUACAGAGUGAAAAAUUCGGAACUUAGAGUUAAUCUUAAUGAUGGUUCUGGCGAUGAAUACUCUGGUGUGGUGAUUCAUGGAAAUGGGAAAAGAGACGAUGGUCAUGAAAGUGAUCGAGACAACGAUGACAAUGAUGCUGAUGAUAACAACGAUGGUUAUGAAAGUGAUCGAGAUAACGAUAACAAUGGUGGUAACCAAACUGACAACGAUGGCCACGAUACCGACUUGGACGACGACAAUGACGACCAUCAGCGUACUGCGUCCUCGGGACGUACUUCAUCCGUGAAGACUUCACAAUCUUCAAAACGUACAUCGACAAAAACUUCGCAGGCAACUGAUAAUGACGGCAACGAAACUGAUAACGAUGGCCAUGACACUGACUCGGAUGACGACAAUGAUGGCCAACGUCGUACUGCGUCUUCGGGACGUAGUUCAUCCUUGAAUAAUUCACAAUCUUCAAAACGUACAUCGACAAAAAAUUCGCAGGCAACUAACAACGAUGGUAAUGAAACUGAUAAUGAUGGCCACGACACUGAUACCGAUGACGAUAAUGAUGACCAUAGACAUACCACUAAGUCCUCUUCUAGACAAGGUUCAUCGCAGACUUCAGCACAAUCAUCGGAAUCUUCCUCUACAAGUAAUUCGCAGUCAACUGAUUCUGGGUCGGGCGCUGCAGCAGAUUAUCAACUUUCGUGGCUUGGUAUAUCCGUUGCUGGUGCAGUGGCACUUGGUGGCUUCUUGAUUUAG